GGCAAUUAGAAACCGUGUUCGUGUGUUUGGUCCCUCGGCCGAGACACAGGCAUCGACGGUUGUUGCAGUGGUAUGCCAGGUGGCAUCGCUCCUACGACGGGUGUGGCACAGUAUCCUCGUGGCGUCACCACGUGGCCGAUACAAGCCCCGCGAGCUGGACCUCCCUAACGAGCGCCAACGCACGCCACGACAACAGAAAGGGGGGAGACCGAGCUGCCGGAGAGAGAGAGAGAGAGAGAGGGGCGAGAGGGACGGCGGAUAACAUGCCGACGACCGUCGCGUUUCUACCCCCCGUCUUCGUUCCUCUCGUGACCGCGGCCUCCUCCUCCGUCUCGCUGUCUCUCUGCUGCCGUCCGUCGGUGUCUUUACGUUCCCCUUCCGGUUCCCCCUUUGAACCCUCGAAGCCCCGGUUGCCCAUCAUCGUCGCCUGCACCGCCGCUCCGUUCAAUGAAUUCGAGGCCAAGGUCAGAGCCCAGAAGCAAUUGUGCAAGGUAGCUGAAUUUUCAGAAUCAACCUGCCUGGGGAUGGAAGAAACUAUUCACUGUGAUGGUGCCUUAAAUGUUGGAAAAGAUGAAUGUGCAGAAGUUGUCGAGAACACUUGGAUUCAGUUUCAGCCUCUCGUAUCAGUCCCAUGGGAUUCUCUUGCAUGCCUUCUUUUCUGGUGCAUGCUCUUGGGCCACCACCUUAGAGGCCUCGAGUACCUGUUGGAGCUCAUGCAACUUUUCAGAGAGUCUGUCAAAGUAGAAACUAUAUCCCAAGAAGGUGACAAUGAUGCUCGAGAGCUUCAGACGACUCUAAUUUUUUCGGUUGGCCGAAGAAGGCUGUUUGAUGAGCCAAGUAUGACCCUUAUUCGGCAGGGAUGAAGGUCUGAUUGCGCUUAAACUGGUAACAAAUUUGGCAGCUGAAAUUAACACCGAAAGAGAGUGGCCAUAUGGCAACUCUCAGAUCAAAAAGCCUUGCCUAGUAAUCGGACAUCAAAGCUGCAAUUUUUUGCUCUCUAUCAAUGAGUAGAUUAAUUGCUCAAGUACAUUUAGUGUUUUCCAUUUAAUUUUCAAGGCGGGCCAGGUAAUGAUGGAUACUUCGUUUCUGUCGAUAUUUCGUGAAGUCCUUAUCAACUCGAAGCAGUUGUCAUA
This is a messenger RNA of Musa acuminata AAA Group (dessert banana), 1133 nucleotides long. RefSeq lists its product as uncharacterized. Lineage: Eukaryota; Viridiplantae; Streptophyta; Magnoliopsida; Zingiberales; Musaceae. The transcript is spliced from 4 exons. The record is from RefSeq and is a predicted model, not a curated record. Bases 264 to 863 code for a protein of 199 amino acids.